AUGAAAAAGUCUUAUGAAGCUCCUCAAGACGAUGUGCGAGAAUGUUUCGACUAUUCCACAGUGGGCACGCACACCAAGACUCAGCUGAAGCUUAUGUCAGCUGGGGAGGAAGACGAGGACGCUAAUUUGAGGCAUGAUGUGAAGCUCAUUUCAGGUGCCUUAUUGGAACUCAUCGAUGCGGUAGAUGUUGUGAAAGAGACGGUGGUCACCUACAACGACAGUGUGUCUCGAGCCUUCGAGAAUACUAAUAAGCGUAUCAUGGACAAAAAACGAGCUAUGCACAUCCUUGACGCCAGGAGGGGCUCCGCUGACGUCACUUUGGCGAGGCUUCAUUGUUCCUUUGGAAAUUACAGCCCAAGACUCGCAACUUGA
Molecule: messenger RNA, 372 nt
Organism: Seminavis robusta
Lineage: Eukaryota; Bacillariophyta; Bacillariophyceae; Naviculales; Naviculaceae
Source: the annotation of a GenBank genome assembly